Messenger RNA from Cladocopium goreaui, 1188 nucleotides. The record is from the annotation of a GenBank genome assembly. NCBI's taxonomy places the organism in Eukaryota, Dinophyceae, Suessiales, Symbiodiniaceae.
AUUCUUAGCGCCCCCGGCGCGCCUGGCCGCGCGGCCAUGGCCGAAUGGAGCAAAGGGGUCAGCGGUGCUUCGUGGCUAGAGGCUGGGACCACCGAAACCACCGAGCUGGACGAGUCUGACACCUCCGACAGCCCGGCGACCUCCAACGACCAGGCGGAGCUGGAACUUGGACCAGUCGGAGCUGAAGAAGCGGAGCCAACGACCGCGAAGGUGGAACAGCACAUGUCCAAUUUCCAAUUCCUGGAACUUCAAUUCCAGCAGGUUUGUCACUGUGUCCAAAACAGCAACGAUGAUCUGUUCGCAAGAUUAGAAGCGCUCUUCGAAAGGCAAGCGGAAAGACAGCACGACUUGCAGACGAAGCUGGACGCCAUCACCGAAGACAGCACGGCCCGCUUCAUGGCGAAGGUGGCGCGGGACAUGGUGCAGGCCGAGCCUAGUCCAAAACCACCGAGCUGUCCACCCACCUCACUGGCGGUGGAAAAGCCCGAAAAGCCUGAGCUGCCAGGCGCGGUGACAGCGCCGGGUGACACAGAGCCGAGGCCUCUCUGGAGCGAGCCACGGGACGAUGACGCGACCUAUGAGGCUGAGCUCGCGGUGACCUCGCGGACGUCGGACAUGUCGCUUUUUUCGGAUCAGACGCCGCCCACGACCGCCCUGCUCCAGCGCGAAGAUGAAGCCGCGUACCAAGCGGCCUUGGCGAAAGCCAGAAGGUUGCAAAAUAGAGAGACCAAACGGCUGACGAGGCAAGUCUCAAGUGGUCACACCGAACAUUGGCAAAUUCGCUUGCGCGACUUCAUGCAGACUGCCUUGAUGGAGAGUAUUUGCGCUGGAGUCAUUUUCACCAACUCCAUUCUGAUUGGAGUGCAAACUGACUACAUGGCCAAAAGACUCGGAGAAGAGCAACCCCUGGUCUUCACGGUGGUGGACGCCGCCUACACAGCCAUCUUCGGUCUGGAGCUGUCCGUCCGUCUGCUGGGCUCGGGCUUGGGCUUCUUCUACCGAGACCCUGGCCUUUUCUGGAAUUAUUUGGAUGUUAUCAUUGUGCUCCCAUCCAUCAUGGAGCUGGUCUUAGCUUUCUUUCUUCAGCUGCCAGCUGUGAGCACCGACAUCACUGCCCCGCGACAGAUGACCGGGUUCGUGGAAGCUCCAGGAGUCAAGGGAUGUGUUGAGGUUGUUUUUUUUCCGUAA